Aspergillus piperis CBS 112811 is the source of this 734-nucleotide messenger RNA. RefSeq names its product FAD/NAD(P)-binding domain-containing protein. NCBI's taxonomy places the organism in Eukaryota, Fungi, Ascomycota, Eurotiomycetes, Eurotiales, Aspergillaceae. The transcript has 2 exons. The record is from RefSeq and is a predicted model, not a curated record. The coding region runs from base 21 to 266 and encodes 81 amino acids.
CCGUAAAAGCCUCUUUGACAAUGCCUGUGUAUGCUCCAGCUCGACCCGACGUUGAUGCGAUUGUCGUAGGGGCCGGGUUUGGAGGUAUCUACAUGUGCAAGAAGCUCACAGACCAAGGGCUAUCUGUCAAGGUCAUUGAAGCUGCACCUGAUGUGGGAGGAACAUGGUAUUGGAAUCGUUAUCCUGGUGUAUUGCCCGAUACACGAUCUUAUUUCUACCAAUACUCGUGGGACCUUGAGGAUCUCCUCAAAUAUCCUUGGAAGUGAGAGUAUUUAGAGAAGCCCGAAGUAUUGGCUUAAUCUGAGGCAUGUUGUCGACAGACAUGAUCUACGAAAUUAUAUGCAAUUUAACACGUAAGUGCAAAGAGCCAUUUAUGAUGACGUUGAUAACUUCUGGACUCCUUCGCUAUCAGCCGGUCCUCGGUCAACAUCCCGAUAUAACGUGAUGACUGUGGGACUGCUAUCUAAAAUCAAUUACCCUGAUAUCCCUGGGCUCAAGACAUAUGAAGGCGAGAUGCAUCACACUGGGAACUGGCCCGCCUUCUUUGGGUUCACAGGAAACAGGAAGGCGCGUCGGGGUGUUUGGGAACGGAUCCAUGGGUGUUCAGUUGGUCACAUUCACUUUAUCGGGACUGCAGCGGUGCAAAUCAAGCAAACAUGUCUAGCACUAUGUGACACAACAGGCAACGAGUUAACUAGUUAGUUAGCCGUGUAGUUAUCGGUCUUGGCUCUUAC